AAAUGAGGAACUAAAUUUGUAGUCUGUUUUACCUUUUCAACGUCUUUUGCGAAUGAAUAAUGAAUGAAUUUUAAUAAUUGCUGUGAUUAACUGUAGUUAAUAACCUAUAAUAUGGCUACCUGGAUCACAGUAACACCGCGGCUUGAACAAGGUCUGAGAAUAGCAAAUCAAAUAGACAGCAGUAAAUUUCGAUUGCUCAUCAAUCGUAUUUGCCAAACACUGCAGUCUGAUGCAAAGGCAAGAACAUUUAGCGAGGAAGAGGAAGAAAAAUUAUUAGUCUCUCUAGUUUUGAAUAAAGAUGAAUUAGCUUGCCUUCUAGAUGCACUAAUCUUGUUUUAUAAACAAGCUGCAUGUAAUAUCAUAAAAGUGCAGUCUAUGGAAAGUACUUUGAAAGAUACUUUUAAAACAGAUGACGAUAAGGUUCAAAUAUAUUUAAAUGCAUGGGUUGCAUAUGGUAAAGGAAUCAUUGAUAAUUUUAGACAGAUAUCCAUAUUCCCUGUUCAGGUCAAAGAUAUUGACUGGUGUUUGAAUAUCCAAGCUGCAUCAUCUACUAUCAAAAAAGAUGUACGUCCAACUGCAUUAAUGCAGUUAAACUUGACAAGAGAGGAGCAAUCAAAAUUAACAGUUGAAUUUGAUAAACAAAAGCUGAUAGAUCUGUAUCAAAAUUUAGAGAAGAUACAAUCACAAUUGGAUGCUCUUAAAUGAUCCUUAAUUAGCCAUUGUUUUUAAUUUAAGAUAUAUAUUUUAUAUUACGAAUUAUUAAGUAUAACAAAAUAAAUAUUUAUCAUUGUA
Messenger RNA from Osmia bicornis bicornis, 792 nucleotides. RefSeq names its product COMM domain-containing protein 10-like (gene Vlet). The transcript has 3 exons. The record is from RefSeq and is a predicted model, not a curated record. Bases 112 to 705 code for a protein of 197 amino acids. NCBI's taxonomy places the organism in Eukaryota, Metazoa, Arthropoda, Insecta, Hymenoptera, Megachilidae.